Otolemur garnettii (small-eared galago) is the source of this 2046-nucleotide messenger RNA. RefSeq names its product CDC42 effector protein 1 (gene CDC42EP1). The transcript is spliced from 3 exons. The record is from RefSeq and is a predicted model, not a curated record. Bases 379 to 1443 code for a protein of 354 amino acids. Lineage: Eukaryota; Metazoa; Chordata; Mammalia; Primates; Galagidae.
GGCCCAGCCACUCUCCGGGGCUGCCACCCGGGACGCGCGGUCGCGGACGAGUCCGCCCUUCCACCCGCGCCUCCGGGGCUCGCCGAGAGAAGGCCUCCACUGUUGGUUGGGUAGGAGAGGAGCCAGCCACCUUGGAGACACAUCUCAUGCCUUCUCUGCUCUCGGAUAGAACAUCUGCAGCUGCUUCCACAGGUCUGGGAGCCAGGCCUCAGGAAGAGACAAGCAUGAACCCCUUAUAGUCUCAGCAUUAUAGGGAAGCCUCCAUCCACCCCUUUCCACUUCAGGGGAAAGAAGCUGAGAAGUGGACCCUGAGCCCAGCCCCCUCUCUCCUCUGGCCCCUGGUGGGCAUGGACUAGCAGUUGUGAGCAGCCAGAGCUGAUGCCCGGCCCCCAGGGGGCUGGAAGAGCCCCAACCAUGAGCCUGGGAAAGCUCUCGCCUGUGGGCUGGGUAUCCAGUUCGCAGGGAAAGAGGCGACUGACUGCAGACAUGAUCAGCCCCCCACUAGGGGACUUCCGCCACACCAUGCACGUGGGCCGUGGUGGGGAUGUUUUUGGUGACACCUCCUUCCUCAGUAACCAUGGGGGGAGCUCCAGGAGCACCCAUCGCUCACCCCGGAGCUACCUGGCCAAGAAGCUACAGCAGGUGCGGAGGGUGGGGGCACCACCCCGGCGGAUGGCUUCUCCACCCACACCCUCACCAGCUCCACCUGCCAUCUCCCCCAUCAUCAAGAACGCCAUCUCCCUGCCCCAGCUCAACCAGGCUGCCUAUGACAGCCUCGUGGUGGGCAAGCUCAGCUUUGAUGGCAGCCCUGUCAGCUCUCCAGAUGGCCGCUCCAAUUAUGGCCUGGAUUCUGGGUUCUGCACCAUCUCCCGCCUGCCCCGUUCAGAAAAACCUUGUGAUGGAGACCGCAAUGGUUCCUUCCAGCCCGGGCCUGAGCUUCGUCGCUCUGACUCUCUCUUGUCCUUUCGCCUAGAUCUUGACCUUGGGCCCUCUCUCCUCAGUGAGCUACUAGGGGUCAUGAGCCUUUCUGAAGCACCUGCAACAGAGUCCCCCAACCCUACCACAAACCCUUCAGCCCCUGCUACAAAUUUCCCAGCCCCUGCUGCAAGCCCCUCACCCUAUGGACACUGUCCCAAUGGGGUAACUGCUAGGUUGGGCCCAGAGGCUGAGGUGAGAGCCAGCCCGGUGGGUGAGGGUCCCCCAGUAGCCAAUGACCCGGACCUCGGCAGGCACUGGGGUGCAGGCUGGCAGGGUGGCCGUCACUACUCCAAGAUGGAUGCUCGGUGUGAGCUGGUGGGGGUGCUGCCCCAGGCUCCCUCCUGGGAAAGCCUGGAGGAGGAGCAGGUGCCCCAGGCAGGCAGCAGGACCCCAGUACCCACCACAGUGCAAGCAAACACCUUCCAGUUUGCUGACACGGAGGAGGAUGAUGAGGUCAAGGUUUGAGUGUCUGGGGCAUGGGCUCAGGACCCCGCCUAGCCUUGGGCACCUCUCUGAAGGGCCCAGGUGUAGAGCUAGCCUCUUCUCACUUAGCAGCCCCUCCUCCUACCAGACCUGAGAGAGAAGCCAAGAUGCCUACAAACUCUUCCCUCUCUCUGCAGGACAGACCUGGGAAGGACAGGGAAGAUGGGGCUUGCUCUGGGACGUGGGUUUUCCUGGUGGGCCCUGCCAGGUUGACCAUCUUCCCCCAGUGCCACUCUGGACCCAGUAGCCAUUCCUUAGGCCCCACCCUAUGCCACCCCCUGCUGGCAGGAGGGCCCAGCCCCACAGUGCUGCCUUUGUGCCCUACGAAGCUGUCCUUGUUGGUUGAGGGGUGGGGAGUGUACCACACAGGGCCAUUGUCUCACCUCCCACAGGGACCAGCAGCCCUCAGAGGGUCCCCACUGCACCCCUGAAAGCCCCAUCCCAGGCUGCUUCCCCAACAUCCCCACCUCAGCCUCCCACCUGCCCAGAAGCCUCACAGAAAGGUCAGAUGUGACCUCACAAGGAGAAAUCUCACCACCCCAGACCUGCCUCUGGAGGCUGAUUAAAAAGGCUUUUUUGAUAAAA